Chaetomium globosum CBS 148.51 is the source of this 918-nucleotide messenger RNA. RefSeq lists its product as uncharacterized. The transcript is spliced from 2 exons. The record is from RefSeq and is a predicted model, not a curated record. NCBI's taxonomy places the organism in Eukaryota, Fungi, Ascomycota, Sordariomycetes, Sordariales, Chaetomiaceae. Gene Ontology annotation, molecular function: oxidoreductase activity. Gene Ontology annotation, cellular component: cytosol. The coding region runs from base 1 to 918 and encodes 305 amino acids.
AUGGCAGCACCACAGCCCUCGUACACCAAGGUGACACACUCGGCCACCUAUCCGGCGAUCAACCCGACCCUCCCCUCUCUCUCCUCCACCGGCAAGGUGGUGGUCAUCACGGGCGCAACAGGCGGCAUCGGGCGGGCGGCGGCGCUCUCGUUUGCGGCUUCGGGUCCCAAGGCGCUCGUACUGCUCGGCCGGCGCAAGGACGCGCUGGCCGAGACGGUGCUGUUGGUCCGUACCAGCCAUGACUCUCUCACGGUCGAGUCCCACGCCGUAGACCUCGUUGACAGCGGCAAACUCCGCCAAGUCUUUGCCGACGUUGCGGCCGCCCAUGGCGCCAUUGAUGUGGUGAUCCACGCGGCGGGCGUGCUAGCCCCCGUGGUACCGCUCGUCGACGCCGACCCGGCCACGUUCCUCGACGGCUACAAGACGACCGUGGUCGGCACGCUGUCCCUGGCGCAGGCGCUGGUGCUGGGCAAUGGGAAGGGCAAGGAGGCGACGCUCGUCAACCUUACCACGGCCGGCAUCUUCUUCCCGCCAUUCCCCGGCAUGGGCGCCUAUGUCAGCUCCAAGAUGGCCGCCGUCAAGCUGCUGCAGGCCUUUGGCGCCGAGAACCCCCACGUUCGCAUCCACCACGUCCACCCGGGCUUCCUCGAUACGGCCAUGUCCGCCCAGCUGUCCAAGACCACCAAGUUGCCCUUCAGCUUCGACGACAUCUCCCUUCCCGCCGAUUUCUUGGUCUGGGUCGUGUCGUCCGAGGCCAAGUUUCUCAACGGUAAAGUUGUAUUUGCCGCCUGGGACGUCGAUGAGCUCAAGAGCCGCGAGAAGGAGAUCGUUGGCACCUCCCCUCUUACUGGCGAGUUGUGGGUAAGCUACUCGGGGUUCCCACGCUACGUUGGCGGCCACGCGCUCGGAGGACGGUAG